AUGUCAGUUGCAUUUGUUCCUAACUAUGGAAGGUUGUAUGGACCUCAGCUCAUUGCUUUGGUCAUCACCUCUGCUCUCUGGGGUGUUGGAGCUCUCAUGACCCUCCAUUACUUCCGGACGAAGGCUGAACGGGAUCCCCUUUAUUAUCGGGUCUUCAUUGGGCUGAUAACGAUCGCUGCCACGAUUCAAAUCUGCUUCACUGGUUAUCAGAGUUAUCAUGACUUUAUCGACGAGUACGAUAAUACGAGCUUGUUUGGUGAUAUCGUCUUCUCUAUUCCCGGUCGCUACCUCUGCGUCUACAUCACGACUUUCCUCGCUCAAAUUUUCUUCACUGUUCGAAUCUUCACCCUUACGCAUCACCUCAAGUCACCCCUUCGAUGGGCCACAGUACCGGUUCUCGCUCUUGCCUUGUUGCAGUUCAUUGCUGGAUGCAUCCAAGUCCACCUCCAGGUCAUCAGCAAGGACUUCCAAGAGCUCGGUUCCCGUGCGAGCCUCAACAAGCCCAUUACAGCUGUUCAGGGCGCUGCAACCGCUGCAUGUGAUGUCGUCAUCACACUCACUCUAUGCGCGAUCUAUCUGAAAUAUAGCCAGGUUUCUGCACGCGUGUUCACAUUCUUUGAGAAGAUCAUUAUCUUCGCCUUGAACCGCGCUGCCGCAACUACUUUGUGCGCUAUUUUGAGCGUUUCUCUGUACUACACUCAAAAUGGAACCUAUCGAUUCAUCAUCCCUUGCUUGAUGACCGGCCCUCUGUACUUCAUUUCCGCAGUGAGCGUGCUGCUGACGGACGAGUCUCUUCGUGGUGAGACCGACAAGGAAGAGUCCAUCGAUGAGAAGGGUCUGACCAAGGAGACACAGUCUGAGAGGAGCGUUUAA
Coprinopsis cinerea okayama7#130 is the source of this 873-nucleotide messenger RNA. RefSeq lists its product as hypothetical. Lineage: Eukaryota; Fungi; Basidiomycota; Agaricomycetes; Agaricales; Psathyrellaceae. The transcript is spliced from 18 exons. The record is from RefSeq and is a predicted model, not a curated record. The coding region runs from base 1 to 873 and encodes 290 amino acids.